AUGGCCAAUGGUAAAGGACAAGGAUCAGGACAGUGUCGCACCAUAGAAUCAAAAGAAGGAAUUGAUGCAAAAGAAAUGGAGUGGUCAUUUGUGUCAAAUUCUGCUGAGAGUGCAUCUCAGCCUGCUGGUCAGACAGGCCAAAAAAAUAUAAAAGAUUGUGAAAAGGAAGUCAAAGGAGACACCUCAGAGGCUGUGUUUCAUCAGACUGGGGCAGUAGGGAAAUCUAAGGAAAAUGGAGAUGAGCAUAUGUCUGCUUCCAUAAAUGGAAAGCAGAAUUCCUCUUUUCUCCCUAAAGAUAAGAAACAAUCUCCAUCUGACAGCAAAAUACAUAGAGGAAAGGAAAAUGAUGACUCUCCUUCGACCAUCUCUCAUCAACUAAAGAAAAUCUUACCAGUGGUCGUGUUUAGUGACUGUGAAGAAUCACUAUCAGGAAAAAUUACACUGCAGGAUUUCCCAAGCACAGUAGAAGCUUUUAAACCAGCAAAAGGCAAAUUUAUUACAGAAGUAAAGUGUGGGGCUUUCGAUGUACAAAUAGAAAUCAAGAAAAGCUUUUCCUGUAAAGCGGGAAUACAGUUCCCAACAAAAAAUAGGUAUCCAAAAUAUCACCAUAGUUUUAGGAACUACUUUCCUAAAAACAAGAAUAUAUUUGUAGAAUUAAAACCUAAGGUGCCAUAUAAAUACAAAGAAGAAAUUGCCAGAACUGAGAUCCCCUCACUGAAAAUAAGCAUUGCAGGAAAAGAAACUAAAGUUAAAUAUAUGAAUAACAAACAGAAUAUAUUGAUUAAUAUAACUCAUCCUAAAAGAAGGAAAAAAAUAACUAAAUACAGAAACACUCCCUCCAGUCACACCACUAAAGAAUCUUCCAGGUCUCCCUCACAGUCUGGUAUUAGGAACCCUGAAAAGCGGCAGCUUAAAAACAAGCAUCAGAAUUCAGAUUGUUUCCAUGGCUCUUCUCCUAUUGUGUUUGCUGUCCAGAAGGAGAAUUUUGAUACAGUUGUGGUUUCUCUAACUUCAACUCCAGAGAAAGGGGAAAAUAAUCCUGACACACUAUCUUCAAUCUUAGAUGAUUGCAAAGUAGAAUCUGCCUUCUGUCAGCAGAAGGUCUUUAAAAUUAAUCAGAACACUCCCAGAAAGAAACAUUUCUCUGAGGCUGAGACUCUUCUCAAAAACAUUCCUUCUGACUCACAUGAUACCCUAAAGACCACAAGCUUAAGUAAUACAGAUUUAAGUAAAAUGCCUUUUGAGGAUCCUAAGGAUGUGGAUAAAGAGAGAAAAAUCAACGUUGAUAUUCCAGAAAAUAUCACAUUAAACUCACAUAUGCAGCAAAGCACAAAAGGAAUAAAUUAUUUGCCAAGUACCAUUACCAACAUCUUUCCAGUUCAAGAUGGUAAAGACUCCAACUUUUGUUCUUUGUCUUCUCUGAGCAUGCAGCUCUUAGGAGAAAAGGGAGCCAACAUCUAUUGCAAAGGCAGCAAAACUCCACCUGCAGAAUGCUGUGAGAACUCAAAUUCUAUAUCUUUCCCUUCCAGUCAAAAUGCUCUGAAAUCUUCUACUUCAUUCAGCCCAUCUCACUGGGCCACCAGACAUUCAGAAUCCAAAGAAACCUUUGGAAAUACAUUUUCCUUUCAACACUAUGCUGAAUCUGUGAUAGACUAUGAGAAAGAGCAUGCUGAUGUGACUAACAGAAACAUUAACAAAGCCAUUUUAAAUAGUGAUUCUCACGUGAAAGCACAGCAACUAUUGGCAAGAAUGAGAACACAGUGUUUAACCCCGAUGCCUAUAUCCUGCAGCAGCCUAGCUGCUGAGAGUCCCCUCAACAGUGUUAGCCAUAGCACUGAGGAAUGGGACCAAAUGGAGUCCCAGGCCAGUCACCCAGAGACAGCAGCCCCCAGUGAAACAAAAGUACCAGUUAUGACCUUCCUAACUGAUGAGUUAGAGCAAAGAUUAAUUACUCAAAACAAUAAAGAAGAUACAGUUGAUUCUAAUUGUCCCAUGGGGAUGAAAAACUCUAAAGAGUCACCCAGCUCUCUGAGAAAUGUUGAAAAAGGCAAAUGCCAGUUAACACCAGUGGCAAAGAAUGAAUGCCACAGAGAUUUUGAUAACCUAUCAAAUGAGAAUUAUAAUGAAGUCUGUUUCCAAAUGGAUUUUCCACCAAACACUGCUGAAUCUAACUGUGCAGUGUGUGCUAAAGAUACUCUGUUUCUUAUUGAGAAAACACUGACCGACCAGUAUAGCAACCAAGAUGAAAAAAGGCUUGGACUAACCAGUUGCAAACAGGAGCCAGCAGAGUGCCAAAGGAUUUCAUCAACAAGGUCAAAUUCUGAAGAUGAGAACAAAAAUGACUCAAACGAAAAUUACUAUCACCAAAUAGACAUAUUGCUGUCACCUCAGAGACAGAAGGCUUUGAAAGAUUGGAAUUUGGAAAUAAAUAGCCUCCAAAAGUUAUCCCAGGAAUUGGCUCCGAGAGGAGGAAGAGCCAGUGACGGUUCCCAGGAAGAAGCAGUAGAUCAGUGGGCCAGGAGGAGGCAGCAAUUCAAAGAAGGCAAAAGAUGCAGUUCGGUGGGGGGCAGUUCAUUCACCAGCAACAUCACCGAAGGAUCCAUUACCUCAGAAGAUGGCCAUUCUGUGGAUCUUGGUUUUCGAAUUGAUAUUGAGGAAAAAGGAUUCUAUACAGAGAAUUUUCAUUCGGCAGCAUGGGUUUUCCAAGGAGAUGAUGGGGAUCCUGAGGACGGUCCCAGAUGUCUUAGUAAAAAACCCCGACCAGUAGCUGUUCGUGAGCGAACCGUGAGACUAUUCAAAGGAACUGGAGAUUAUCCCUGGGGAUUCCGAAUUCAGUUCUCCAAACCAAUCAUGGUAACAGAAGUGGAUACCAACAGUGCUGCGGAGGAAGCCGGGCUCCAGAUUGGAGAUGUGGUGCUGGCUGUCAAUGGCACCGAGGUCACCAGUGCCGAGCAUGCAGAAGCUGUGCACCUUGCAAGGAAAGGUCCAGACAUCUUGACUCUGGUGGUGGGAUCUGACAUCAGCCGCUGUCCCAAUACCCCUUGGCCCGCCUGCCGUGGCUACCUACAUAAGAGGACUCACUCCAGUAUCGUGAAGGGUUGGAGGAAGAGGUGGUUUGUGCUGAAGCAUGACGGCUGCCUCCACUAUUACAAACAUAGAAAGGAUGAAGGAAAAUGGCCACCUCUAGAAGUAAUUAAAUUAGAUGGUGCAGAAGUUGGCAUCGAUACCAGCCUGGGAAAACCAUUUGUGUUUAACUGUGUGCCUCAGUCUGGAAAUAGGACUUUUUGCUUCUGUGCAACCUCAAACCAAGAAAUGAAGAGAUGGCUUGAGGCAAUGGACAAAGCAGCCCAUCCUGUCCACCAGAAUCAUGUCUGGGAAGAUGUUACUCUGCACAACAGUAGCCUCCCACCCCUGGCUAUCAAGAAUCCAGAGUGCCUGGGCCUUCUGCACCAGCUGGAUGGAAGAACAGACAUGUGGGUCCAGCGCUAUUGCAUUCUGAAGGACGGUUGCUUGUAUUUCUACGCUAGCAUUCGCUCCACCCAGGCCUCAGGUGGCAUAUAUCUGCAAGGAUAUAGGGUGAGUGAACAGACUCUUAGCUUGAAACAAUCGGUGAUUGAACUCAAACCUCCAUCUGAAGAGUUCAAGACUUUCUAUUUCUGUGCAGAAAAUAAAACAGAAAACCAGCGCUGGAUUACAGCUUUGAAUACAUCUGUUAAAAAAUGGCUUCCUUUGCAUCAGGCUAUUCAAGACUUGAUGAAUCGCCCUCUAGAGGAGACCAGAAUGUGA
Messenger RNA from Cynocephalus volans (Philippine flying lemur), 3786 nucleotides. RefSeq lists its product as uncharacterized. Bases 1 to 3786 code for a protein of 1261 amino acids. The transcript is spliced from 12 exons. The record is from RefSeq and is a predicted model, not a curated record. Gene Ontology annotation, molecular function: protein binding. NCBI's taxonomy places the organism in Eukaryota, Metazoa, Chordata, Mammalia, Dermoptera, Cynocephalidae.